CCCAACCCAGGCCAGCCCAGCAGGCCCGCCAUGCCCUCUCAGCUGGCUGGUCAGUCCUGUUCUUCAGUCUGAGUUCUCAGCAACAGGUUCCAGGGCCCGACUCAGAGGGGCUCCUUCCCCAGGGGACUGGCCGGCGGCCCCGGAAUCAUGGUGCGGAACAUGGACGACCUGGACUUCUACCUGCCUUCGCACGCCCAGAACAUGCUGGACGGGCUGCGGCAGCUGCGCUCUCAGCCCAAGCUGGCCGACGUCACACUGCUGGUGGGCGGCCGGGAGCUGCCCUGCCACCGCGGCCUCCUGGCGCUCAGCAGCCCCUACUUCCACGCCAUGUUUGCGGGCGACUUUGCUGAGAGCUUCUCGGCGCGUGUGGAGCUGCAGGACGUGGAGGCCGCCGUGGUGGGGCAGCUGGUGGACUUCGUGUACACCGGCCGGCUGACCAUCACCCAGGCCAACGUGGAGGCGCUGACACGCACGGCCGCGUGCCUCCAUUUCCCCGCAGUGCAGAAGGCCUGCGGCCGAUACCUGCAGCAGCAGCUAGACGCCACCAACUGCCUGGGCAUCUGUGAGUUUGGGGAGCAGCAGGGGCUCCUGGGCGUGGCUGCCAAGGCCUGGGCCUUCCUGCGGGAGAACUUUGAGGCCGUGGCACGAGAAGACGAGUUCCUGCAGUUGUCCCAAGACCGGCUGGCCACCUGUCUGGCCAGCGACCUGCUGCAGGUACAGCCGGAGCAGAGCAGGCUGGAGGCCCUGCUGCGCUGGGUGCGUCACAACCCACAGGCCCGGGCCUCCCACCUGCCCGAGCUGCUCAGCCUGGUGCAGCUGGACGCCGUGCCCAGGCCCUGCGUGCAGCAGCUGCUGGCCACAGAGCCACUGAUCCUGGAGUCAGAGGCGUGUCGGGCGGCCCUGUCCCAGGGCCAUGAUGGCGCAUUGCCCACCCUGCCGCAGGAGCUGGAGGAGGUUCUGGCGGUCGUGGGCGGGCGGGCAAUGGAGGAGGACGAGGAGGGCGCUGAGGAGCCCAGCCCCCUCCCCGGGAACUUCACCUUCUACAACACCAAAGCCAAGAGAUGGAUGGCGCUCCCAGACUUCCCGGACUACCACAAGUGGGGCUUCUCCCUGGCCGUGCUGAACAACAGCGUCUACGUCACAGGUGGCUCACGGGGCACCAAGACGGACACCUGGUCAACCACCCAGGCCUGGUGCUUCCCACUGAAGGAGGCCGCCUGGAAACGCGUGGCUCCCAUGCUGAAGGCCCGCACGAACCACGCCAGCGCGGCGCUCAACGGAGAGGUCUACGCUAUCGGUGGCACCACUCUGGACGUGGUGGAGGUGGAGAGCUAUGACCCCUACACAGACACCUGGGCGCCCGUCAGCCCAGCCCUCAAGUACGUCAGCAACUUCUCUGCGGCCGGCUGCCAGGGCCGGCUCUACCUGGUGGGCUCCAGUGCCUGCAAGUACAACGCCCUGGCCCUGCAGUGCUACAACCCGGUCACAGAAGCAUGGAGCAUGAUUGCCUCGCCCUUCCUCCCCAAGUACCUGUCCUCGCCACGCUGUGCCGCCCUGCAGGGGGCGCUCUACCUGGUGGGCGACAAUACCAAGAAGGUCUACGUGUACGACCCUGGGGCCAACCUGUGGCAGAAGGUUCAGUCGCUGCACAGCCUACACGAGAACGGUUCGCUGGUGCCUCUGGGAGAUGCACUGUACCUGACAGGUGGCCGCUGGCAGGGCAUGGAUGGCAACUACCACGUGGAGAUGGAGGCUUACGACCCUGGGCGCAACACCUGGACCCGCCAUGGCGCCCUGCCCCGGCUCUGGCUGUACCAUGGGGCUUCUGCCAUCUUCCUGGACGUCUCCAAGUGGACACAGCCCUUCAGCCCUGCCCAGGAGCACUGAGCCGCACCUCGUCACACCUGGAGGCAGCGGCCGGUGAUCCCCCCAUAGGAGGGCCGUUCCUGUUUAGUUUUGCUUGUGUGUUCACUCGGGGCCACUAACCCCUUCAGGGCUGGGGCUGGGCUCAGGCCACCAGGGAGCUCAGAGGGACAGUCUUGGUCCCCAAGGCCACCACACAAAGUCUGAGCUGACCAGUGGCAGGGGUGGGACUCUGGACACCUGCAUAGAGGGAGGAGCAGCUCUCCAGCCCUCAGGGGUGUCUGACCUGAGGAAGGGUCCAGGGGGUCCAGGGAAGCACUGUGAGAACUCCUGUGCUCUCCCCAUGUUGGCUGUGGGCUGGCCCUGGAGAGAAAGUUGCAUAAAUGAGGGGUGACACCAAGUGACCCAGGCAGCUGAAGCUGUUGGGGAGGGUAAGCAGCCUGCUUCUGCCUGGCCCACAGCUGUGUGACCAGCAGCCGCCCGCCCCUCUCAGGGCCUCAGGCUCCACGUCCAUGGCACACAGACAGCUCAGGUGGGCUGUUGGCAUUCCCUGCCCCCAGCCUCUGCAUGUUGGCACCUUGUUUCUGAAGCUGCUUCUGGGGACAAAGGAGGCCCUGCCCAGCUCAUUCUAUGUCACACCCCGGGGAGUGGGGCAGCACCCCCUAGGCGUUGGAAGGAAGGAG
Molecule: messenger RNA, 2546 nt
Organism: Rhinolophus ferrumequinum (greater horseshoe bat)
Lineage: Eukaryota; Metazoa; Chordata; Mammalia; Chiroptera; Rhinolophidae
Gene: KLHL30
Product: kelch like family member 30
Exons: 8
Coding region: 148-1887 (579 amino acids)
Molecular function (GO): protein binding
Source: RefSeq, a predicted model, not a curated record